Messenger RNA from Centruroides sculpturatus (bark scorpion), 3854 nucleotides. Its product is annotated as elongation factor-like GTPase 1. NCBI's taxonomy places the organism in Eukaryota, Metazoa, Arthropoda, Arachnida, Scorpiones, Buthidae. Gene Ontology annotation, biological process: cytosolic ribosome assembly. The transcript is spliced from 23 exons. Bases 136 to 3465 code for a protein of 1109 amino acids. Gene Ontology annotation, molecular function: GTPase activity; ribosome binding; GTP binding. Gene Ontology annotation, cellular component: ribonucleoprotein complex; cytosol. The record is from RefSeq and is a predicted model, not a curated record.
GUUUUUNACAUGUGGAAUUAAAUAUAAACUUAGAUAUCAUUUUAUAAUUUGUACAGCUUACCAUAUUGUCUUUCAUUCACAUCAUAAUUUAUUAAAACAAUUUUUAUCUUUGUAGAUAAUUUUAAAUUGUAAAUAAUGAGAACUAUUACUAUUGAAGAACUUUCAAAUCUUCAAAAAAAUCCUCAUAAUAUUAGAAAUGUUUGUAUAUUAGCUCAUGUUGAUCAUGGAAAAACAACAUUAGCAGAUUGUAUUUUAGCCAGUAAUGGCAUUAUUUCUCAACGAAUGGCUGGAAAGUUAAGAUAUUUGGAUAGCCGCAAAGAUGAACAAGAAAGGGGUAUUACCAUGAAAUGCAGUUCUGUGUCUAUUCAUCAUAAGAUUGGAGAAGAAGACUAUUUAAUUAAUUUAAUUGAUUCUCCUGGACAUGUUGAUUUUUAUGGUGAAGUUUCUACAGCAGUUCGUUUAUGUGAUGGUGCAAUUCUUGUUGUUGAUGUUAUUGAAGGUGUUUGUGCUCAGACUAAAAUUGCACUUUGUCAAGCUUGGACUGAAAACAUCCGUCCUGUUCUUGUUCUUAAUAAAAUUGAUAGACUCAUUUUGGAAAGAAAAAUGACACCACUUGAUGCAUAUGUACAUUUGCAGCAAGUAUUAGAACAAGUGAAUGUUGUAACUGCUGAACUUUUCACUUCUGAUAUUCUGGAAAAAUUUCAAACAGAGUCAGUUCUCAAUGAUAAAGGAGAGAAAAAUAGUACAACUGAUCAGACAUAUGAUUGGAAUAGUGGUAUUGAUGAUACAGAUGAUUCAACUGUAUAUUUUUCACCAGAACAAAACAAUGUAAUAUUUGCUAGUGCAAUUGAUGGAUGGGGCUUUGGAAUUUCUCAUUUUGCCAAACUUUAUUCAACAAAGCUUGGAAUCAAAGAAGAUAUUUUAAAUAAAACAUUAUGGGGAGACUAUUAUUUGAAUACAAAAACAAAACGAAUAAUGAAAGGUGCCCAGGCAAAGGCAAAGAAACCAUUAUUUGUACAGUUUGUUUUAGAAAAUAUAUGGGCUGUUUAUGAAGCAGUUGUAAUUAAAAGAAAUAAAGAAAUGAUUGACAAAAUUGUUAAAUCUCUUGAUUUGAAGAUAGCACCAAGGGAUUCCAAACAUUCUGAUUCAAGAGUACAACUGCAAGCAAUUUGUAGUCAGUGGCUUUCAUUACCCAAGGCAGUUUUAGAUAUGCUCUGUAAUAUUAUACCAAGUCCAGCCUCAUUAAGUUCAGAAAGAGUUGAAUGUUUAAUGUGUACAAGUACUCAUAGAUUUGAUUCACUUCCAAGCCAGACUCAAGAUUUAAAAAAAGAUUUUCUUGCUUGUAGUUCAUCACCAGAUGCUCCUGUUGUUGUUUGUGUUUCUAAAAUGUUUUCUGUUGAUAAAAAAGCUUUACCACAAAACAAAAUAAGACCUCUUACUACAGAAGAAAUUGCACAGCGUAGAGAGGAAGCUCGACAGAGACAUAUGGAGAGAAUGACAGCUGAUAAGAAUAUAAAUUCUAUGAAUGACAAAAAUGAUCAAAAAAAAUUAGAUGAUAUUAAUACUCUUGAAUCUCCUAAUCAAGAUGAAGAAGUUGUAUUUAUCGCUUUUGCAAGAAUAUUUAGUGGUAAACUUUACAAAGGACAGACACUUUAUGUUUUAGGCCCAAAACAUGAUCCUACGAAAAUAUUAGAAAAGAAUAUUGAAAUAAACAAAAACUUAACUCUUAAAGAUUUGCCUUCUGAUCAACAUAUAACCAUUGCUACUAUUAAGGAUCUUUAUUUACUAAUGGGAAAAGAAUUAGUAUCACUAGAUUCUGUUCCUGCUGGAAAUGUUGUAGGUAUUAGUGGUUUGGAAGAUCAUGUUUUAAAAUCAGCUACACUCUCUACAACAAUAGUUUGUUCACCAUUUGUUGAAUUGCAAACACCUAUUACUCCUAUUCUCAGAGUUGCUUUAGAACCAAGUCAUCCAAGUGAAAUGUCUUCUCUAGUUUCUGGUUUACGUUUAUUAAAUCAAGCAGAUCCGUGUGUUCAAGUAUUAAUUCAAGAAACAGGGGAACAUGUUAUUGUUACUGCAGGUGAAGUACAUUUAGAACGUUGUUUGGAUGAUUUAAAAGAAAGAUUUGCAAAAAUUGAAAUUAAUGUAUCUCCACCAAUUGUACCUUUUCGUGAAACCAUUGUCCCACCUCCAAAAACUGACAUGGUAAAUGAAAUUAUUGAAGACAAGAAUCAAAUUAAAAAGCUUUCUGAUUUGGAUGGUGAUAGUGGAUCUGAUGGUUUAAUAACAAUUCAGACACCAAAUAAAAGAUCAAUAAUUUCAUUAAGAGCUAUACCACUUCCAGAAUGUGUAACUAAAUUAAUAGAAGAAAAUUCUCAGUAUAUCAAAGCUUUAUAUAAAACUGUUAAUGCUCAAAGAAGUAAACAAGCAACUUCUGUUGAUAUAUUAACUUCAGAAACUUUAAAAAAAAUAGAAGAUUUAAAACAUCGAUUAGAGGUAAUGUUUAAUGAAGAAGGUCCAACAUGGAAAAAUGCAGUAGAUCAAAUAUGGUCAUUUGGACCUAAAAGAUGUGGACCAAACAUCUUAUUAAAUCGCAUACCAGGGUAUAAACAGCCGUCAGUUUGGAUAGAAAAGAAAGAUAAACUACUAGAAAGUAUAUUUUUACAAUAUGAUAAUAGUUUUGUAAAUGGCUUUCAAUUAGCUACUUUAUCUGGACCUUUAUGUCAAGAACCUAUGAUGGGUGUUUGUUUUAUUGUUGAAAAUUGGGAAAUAGAUAACCUAUUAAAUGAAAUAGACACUACAGUUAAUUUACAGUUGACAGAUAAAUUAGAAAAUCAGAAUGUAGAUUCAGCUGUAAAUUGUAAUGGAGACUCUAUUUUUAUAGGAGAUUCAGACACUAGAGAAGAUUUAAACAAUUCAGAACUAGUGGGAAAUUACAGUGAAAUUGAUAAUAGUAAUGCACCUUAUGGACCUCUUGCAGGUCAAAUAAUGUCAAUAAUGAAAGAAGGCUGCAGAAGAGCAUUUCAGGCUCAACCACAAAGGUUGAUGGUGGCUAUGUACAGUUGUAACAUUCAAGUUACUGCAGAAAUGUUAGGCAAAAUGUACGCCGUUCUGGGCCGAAGGCACGGAAGGAUCCUUCACAGCGACAUGAGGGAAGGUUGCCAAACUUUCGAUAUCACGGCCGUGUUGCCAAUCGCCGAGAGCUUCGACUUCGCUAACGAGAUCCGAAAACAAACGAGCGGAAUGGCCUGUCCCCAGCUGCUAUUCAGCCAUUGGGAUAUUUUGGACUUGGACCCGUUUUGGGUGCCCACCACCGAAGAGGAGUAUCUGCACUUCGGGGAGAAGGCCGACACCGAGAACAGAGCCAGGAAAUACAUGAACGCGGUGAGGAGGAGGAAAGGUCUGGCCGUGGACGAGAAAAUCGUGGAGCACGCGGAGAAACAGAGGACCCUGACUAAAAAUAAAUGACGAGAGCUUCCACUUUUUUUGUCAAUAAAAGUCGAUUGGCCCUACUUUUCGGAUGUAUUCUUUCCGGAUUAAAAGAUUCCAAUAUCCGUUCUGCUUCGGAAAUUGGAAGGCCGGCGAAAUAUCGGGUGGACGUCGAAGCGCGUGCUGUUUCUGGGGGAACCUCCACCCACGAUGGACCUGGAGGUUCCGCUGGGGUUGGCGCAACUAGAAAAAAAAUGACGAUUAUAGAUUAAUCUAAAACGAUUGCUAAACAAUUUAUAGAAGCGCCCAAUUUACGUUUAAAAUUAACUAACAAACACCGGAAAAUUACAGUAAAACGUGUGUAUUCUACAUAAAACAAUACCGUGUGUUAGAAGCGCUUCCAGAUUUUAUCUGGCGCCAUCUGUCGG